Messenger RNA from Naegleria lovaniensis, 1794 nucleotides. RefSeq lists its product as uncharacterized. Gene Ontology annotation, molecular function: N,N-dimethylaniline monooxygenase activity; NADP binding; flavin adenine dinucleotide binding. Lineage: Eukaryota; Heterolobosea; Eutetramitea; Acrasida; Naegleriidae. The transcript has 2 exons. The record is from RefSeq and is a predicted model, not a curated record. The coding region runs from base 1 to 1794 and encodes 597 amino acids.
AUGUUUUCAGAGCGCUCUCGGAGCUUGUUGGACUGGUGUUGGCACACAAGCCUUUUCAUCUUGAGAUAUUUGUUACAUACCAUCUAUUUAAUUUCGGAAUGGUAUUACUCCAACUUCUCCACGAGUGAUUGGUUCAACCACUCGACGAACCGCAAAUUCUCAAAACCAAAUUCCAAAGACUCGCCAAGAAGAGUUUGUAUCAUCGGAGCUGGAGUUUCUGGAUUGGUUCAACUCAAAACGUUAUUGACUGAUUUUUCAAAUGUACCUUUUGAGGUCAUGUGUUUUGAAAAGAGUGAUCAUGUUGGUGGAUUAUGGAGAUUUGAUGCAACCAAAAAACAUGAGCAAUUUUCUGAAUUUAUCCAUGCAGAUCGUGCUUCAAAUAUGAAAACGUCAUUCUCUCAUGAUAGAGAUUGGGAACACAUUUCUCCCAUGUAUUCAUCAUUGCAUACCAAUACGAGCAGAGAUUUAAUGGCAUUUUCUGAUUUUCCAAUGAAUGAAAAUGUCCCUGAUUUUCCUUCUAGUGAACAAGUCUAUCAAUAUUUAAAAGAUUACACUCAACAAUUUAAUCUUGAAGAACAUAUCCAAUUUAAAACGGAGGUGAUAAAAGUGUCACAACAGCCCUCACGCAAUAAUACAGUAUCCACCUGGUUUGUUACAACCAGAAACGUAGAUAGCGGAGAAGUUACUGAGAGAGAAUUUGAUGCCGUAAUUGUAGGAAAUGGAAGAAACAGCAAACCAAGAAUUCCAUCAUUUUUUCGAGAUCUUUCAUCUACAUACAAAUUUGGAAAAGUACUUCACUCGAAAUAUUACCAAGAUGAUUACGAGAUAUUUAAAGAUAAGACAGUACUAAUUGUUGGAAGCGGUUCCAGUGGAAGUGACAUUGCUUCAAGAAUAGCUCUCGUUACAGACAAGACAUUUAUUUCCGUUCACAAAGGUGCUGCACUAUUACCGAAAUUUCAUGAUGGAAAGCCAAUAGAUCACAAUCCAAUACGAAGACGAUAUUUUCAAUUUCUUCCUAAAUCAAUACAGACGCUUCUUGCCAAUUAUUUCAUCAAUAGCAAGCUGCCAACGUCGAAGCAAUUUUAUCCAUUCAACCACAACACAAAUCGAAACCAUACUGUAGGAUUAAGCUCUGAGCUAAUUAUUGAAAUUGGAUUUGGAAGAGUAAAGGUGUUACCACCAGUAACAUCAUUUACCGAGAUGGACAUUUCAUUUGAGAAUGGCAAAAAAUUGGUUCCAGAUUAUAUUGUUCUAUGCACCGGCUAUGAUUUAGAUUUCCCAUUCCUGGACAAGGAUGUUUUGAGAAUGGACCAACACUGCUCAAGGACAACCAUGCUCUAUGAGCACAUGUUCCACAUGGAUCAACCAAAUUUAAUAUUCCUAGGAUUACCUUUUACAGUUCAUCCUUUUUUAGUAUGCGAAUUGCAAGCUCGAUAUGCAGCAAUGGUUCUCUCCGGUCUCUGCUCAAUCCCUUCAAGAAAUGAAAUAAUUCUAGCAAACCAAAACAAAAUCUCACAACUGGAACAAGCAGGAAUUGACUCAGUCAAAUUUUUUCACAGAGAAUUUCAUUUAGAGUAUUGCGAUAAAAUUGCAAGACUUGGAGGAUUUUAUGCUCAUCCAUUCAAAUUUGAACACUCGCCUUAUUUUAUGGACUUGAUGUUUGGUCCAUUGUAUGGAUAUCAUUACAGAAUCGAAGGCAUUGGUCACAUGGCGUUGGAAGAAAUUGAACGUGUCAUGAAAAUGUACAAGCAAAGAAACAGCUCUUAUUGUGAAAAGACUGACAAGCAAAGAUGA